AUGGCCAAAGAGGCUUCUCCCUUCAUCUCAAUAGGCGAAUCAUCAUACUACGUCGCGCUUGAGCACAGCCUCGCCAGCCUGUCGCCGGAGCUGGUCAAGAAGCUCGGCCGGUUCGAGGACGACCUGAUUCCAUGUACCGCUAUAGAAUGGAUGAGUACUGAAUUUUCCAACUCUGAUCUCAAAGCGAGUUGCGAAGAAUUUGCCGACAAGGACGAUGUCUGGUGCGAGGACUUUCUGUCGCUUGUGAUUCUCUUGCAACCGAGCCAUGGGCGACAUGGCCUCAAGAGUAAACAUGUUUUCUCGGUCGACAAGUCGAAGCACAAAUUGUCUGAUGGUCCGUUUAUGGUCUCGAGAUCUUCUGGGCACGUUUUCCCAGUCUUCAAAUUUCUUCAAGACACUCACAAGGCGUUCGUGAGUGGUAUCAUUCAGAAGACAACCUCGUCCUCGAUCCUACAUGAACUUGAGACAACACGUGGAAUCGCAGUGCCUUCGAAACUGCGCAGUGUUCAUGACGAUAGGCCACUUGCAGGUCUUCGAUUUGCGGUCAAAGAUACCAUCGCCUUGAAGGAUACAAAGACCGGAUAUGGAAGCCGAGCCUGGUUUGAAAGCUGCUCUCCUGAAAAGCGGACGGCCCCAGCGAUCAAAGUGCUUACGGAUGCAGGCGCUGUGUUGGUGGGCAAGUUGAAGACAACCGAAUUCGCCGAAGGCACAGAUCCUUGCGAAUGGCUUGACGACGUGUGCCCUUACAACCCACGAGGUGACGGCCAUCAGAAGCCUUCGUCAUCCAGUGCAGGCAGCGCCGCAGCCGCAGCCGCUUACGCCUGGCUCGAUUUCACCGUUGGAACUGACACCGGUGGCUCGAUCCGACAUCCGGCGGGUGUUCAAGGUCUGUUGGGCCAACGACCUUCACACGGUCUCAUCAGUUUGGAAGGUGUACUCGGGGCGACCAAUGUCUUCAACACGGUGGGUAUCUUUGCCCGAGACGUCGAAAUCUUUGCGCGGGUGGGGUCGUAUUUCGUCGAUCCCACUGGGGAGCCACUACCGGUCUCGACAGGCCGGAAAUACAACUUGCUCUAUCCGACUCGAGCUCCCCAGAUCGACAACCCGGACCAGCACCACCACGGCCAACAUCGGUGGUUCCCACAUCCGUCUGUGGAUCUCUCCUUCCGGACCGAGGCCGAGAAGAGGAUCGAGAGUGUCGUCCAAGACCUCGAAACUCUGCUCAAAGGCGAAAGGAUAGCGUUCAACAUUAAUGAGCUUUGGCACGCGACGCCGCCAAUCGGUCAACCUCGCUCACUCGAUGAAGCCGUGGGGCACAUCUACUCGGCCAUCACGACGGCGUCGGCGUACCACGGCGGGCUGGACAAGUUCAUACAGGGCUACGUCGAUACACAUGGCGGAGCAAUGCCCAAGAUGUCUGAAGUGGUCCGCCGCCGUCUCGAACAUGGUCGCGCUCUGCCUCCACAUAAAAUCGCCGAGGCGCUUGAAGCUAUGCAGGCCUUUCGGAAAUGGACCGAAACGACAUUGUUCGGGUCAUACGACCAAGACGCAACCACGCUGCUCAUCUUCCCCCAAUCAUGCGGUCGCCCGGACUAUCGAGACGAGAUGUCCGACCGCACCGAGCUAUUCAACGAUACCUUCAGUAUCUACUCCUUCGGGUACCUGGUCGGGUGUCCUGACUACACCAUUCCGGUGGCAGAAGUCCCUUACCAUUCCACGGCGACCGAUCAACUCGAACACCUCCCCGUCUCAAUUAGCUUGGUAGGCCGUCCGGGUUCUGAUCUUGAGCUGUUCAAUGUUCUUCGUCAACUGCACGCCGCUGGUAUCAUUAGAGACGUCGCGGCCGGACCUAGAAUGUAUCCUUCUGAUACACUGUAA
Molecule: messenger RNA, 1878 nt
Organism: Exophiala spinifera
Lineage: Eukaryota; Fungi; Ascomycota; Eurotiomycetes; Chaetothyriales; Herpotrichiellaceae
Exons: 3
Coding region: 1-1878 (625 amino acids)
Source: RefSeq, a predicted model, not a curated record